UUAUUUAAAACUCGAAAAUUAACCUUAAUUUGCUGGAGAACCAAAAUUUUAGCUGAAUUCCAGUUUUAAAUCACAGGGGAAGGUAACCCAAAUUAACCUUCAUUUCUGGAAAAAUGUAGCUUCAGGGCUCCAGAGCUCCGAAGCUACAUUUCUGUUCCGGAAAACAGCCCCGGUGUUGGUUCCUCCAACAUACCCGAUCGAUCACGCGUGUUGGCCCCCCCACGCGGCACUGGAGCCCGUAUCUUAUCGGGACUUGAUCGGGCUGCCGCACGUUCAGCGGACAGCCGGUGAGGGUGUUGUGCGUCUGCAUACCAUGGCGUACUGUUACGAGAAUCUUCGUAUGCAGAUGGACGCCACCAAUCACCCGAUGACAGGAGAAACACAACAACAGCAGCACCCGCCCCAAGAAACCCAACGAAGCGAGGUACAGCAGGGUGAGCGCCUUCGCUGCGAGGCGCGGCAGUCGCCAUCGGUGGAACAGCAGCUUGGGCGUCCCGUGGCAGAUGCGGUCGCAGAGAGGUUGCAGCAUCAGCAGAGAGAGAGGCGAGAGGAGGACCGUCGCCAGCAGGAGGAAAAGCUUUUGGCUCCCGCGCGGAACGCGGCCGUUAUACCGGAGCGAGCUUCCCCGACGCCGUGGGUGCUGAACGGGCAUCACGAUGGAUCAGACGGUGCCACGCAAGCCGGCACCCCAUCGAUUGCCGGGGCCAACCUCGCGACAACUUCCGCCCCUCCUUCAGCGGUGGUCACUUCUACGGCGCCGAGAGGACCACCCGCCUUCACCGCCGCUCCCGCGCCCGCCCCUCUCGCAGCGGCACAGGCUGCGGCGGGAGCGGCGGCGGGAGCGGGGGCACUUCCUGCCACCGGCUCUUCCGCCCCUCCGGCGCCGGGAGGACUACCCGCCUUCACCGUCUCUCCCGCUUCCUCUCCCGCGUUCGCCCCUCUCGCUGCGGCACAGGCUGCGGCGGGAGUGGCGGCGGGAGCGACGCUCGGCGUUCGCGCCACACCAGCAGCGGGAGCGGGGGCACUUCCUGGCAUCGGCUCUUCCGCCCCUCCGGCGCCGGGAGGACUACCCGCCUUCACCGCCGCUCCCGCUUCCUCUCCCGUCCGCCCCUCUCGCGGCGGCAGGAGCGGACGUUCUGCGUGGGGUAUGUGCCUCGAGGAGAUUCUGAGUCGGAUGAGGAGUACCAGGGCUGGCGGGUACACGGGGCGUAAGUUUUACUGGAAAACCACGGACGCCGAGUACAAUAGGACUCAGAGGCCGCUUUUCCAAGCCGUCGCCGCAAAGUGGCUGGAACUUCCGCUCGAAGACAGGAGGAAGUGGGGAUGCGCAAACGACGGCGAUGCCACUUUCCCGACAAAGAACACCUCCAAGCACUUCAUCACCAACGCCAAGAACGAGUGGCAAAAGAAGAAGUCGCAGAGCACUUCCACUGGGCAAUUCUGGAACUCCAUGUCCCCAAUCAUAUCAGCGAUACAGGAGAUAGACAAGGCUUCCUCCAACGACGGAGACGGUACAAGCGCCAGGAACGAGUCAACCGACCAAGCGCAAAAGGCCCGCGCACAGCGGCUGGAAGAUGCGAGAAACCAAGCCGCAGCGGCUGGCAACGUCGGUGACAUGAUGGAAAGUCUUCAAGCCCAGGCCGAGAGCAUGUCCCAAGGCAACGGGAAGACAGUAGAGCUCGCUGAAAAGCAAGCGGCUCUCGCCCAGAGAGCCUUGGAUGCGCAGGAGGAAAGCGCGGAGUACGCCAAGGCCCGCGAUCAGAAGACUGACGAUUAUCGGCGGCAGCAAACCAAGAUGGCUGAGGACCGUUUCGCCCAAGCCAACGUGCAGCACGCCGAAAUGAUGGAUGUCUUGUCAAACACGCUCAAGGCACCACCGGGCGGCGUCAUCACUCAGUGGGAUUCGUACGAGGAGUUUUGGGUGGCGCUUCCCAACAUUCCCGUCGCCGUUCGCGACAUCAUCAUGGAAAACGUGCCAAGCGUUGACGAGCUCGUGUCCAUGGCCGAAGACAAAAACUUUUGGGAGACGUUGAAGGAGGCGAAUGUGCCAGUUCUUGUGGCGAAGAGACUUGCUAAGUUUGUGCAGAAAUCUUGCUACCUGACGUAGGAAUUUAGUUAUAACCCGAGUUCAAGCAGCUCCUCUCUCCUACCCGUCCCACGCCUUACGUGUAGUCUUUGUCCAGUGAGCAG
Molecule: messenger RNA, 2190 nt
Organism: Ectocarpus sp. CCAP 1310/34
Lineage: Eukaryota; Phaeophyceae; Ectocarpales; Ectocarpaceae
Source: the annotation of a GenBank genome assembly